AUGGCUGACGCAACAUCCACCACUGCUGCUGCUGCCCCUCCCAGUAUGCGACCCCUCACUUAUAUGAUGAUGGAACCAGUAGCCGACGAGCAAAACGUCGAGAAGCCUGCCGAGACCCAGACCGAAGAGGUGGUGGAGGAGGAGGAGGAGGAGGAGCAGCUUGAAGACGCUCCCUUCAUUGUCAAGAUCGUUCUUCCCCACGACGAUAAGACCUUUGAACUCCCGGUAUCGCAGGUGUCACCAUUGGAACAAAUCCACGAAAUCAGACAAUCGAUCAUUGAACACCCGAUUGCUGUACAAUACUCGUGUUUCCACCUCGAGCACAAUGGGCAGCGCAUCAACGACUUCAUCAACGUUUCCGAUGUUGAGGGCCUCGCCAACAAUUCAGAGUUGCAUGUGGUGGAGGACCCAUACAGCGAAAAGGAGGCCAGAAUUCACUUCAUCAGGGUCAGGGAGUUGAUUGGCGCCGCCGGGGACCGUACCGACACGGUACAGGGCAUCCUGUCGGGUGCUUCGGUCUUUGACGAUGUGGUAGCCGAGGCUGACAAGCAGGCCGGGGCCGAGGUCGCUGUCCAGGAGUACAACUUCGAGGCGGGCGUGAGCCCCUCCAUUUUGCUUCCCAAGGAGCACGAGGCUGCGCCGAAGACUGUCAAGCUGAUCACCUUGUCCUCAUGGAACCCUCCUCCUGCGCCUCUCAGGCAAAAGGGCCACUUGCUCUACCUGACCAUCACAACAAACGAGGGCGAGCAGUUCCAGGUUACCUCCCACGCCGGUGGUUUCUAUGUCAACAACUCUUCCAACAGCAAGUUCGACCCAUCACCGAAGCAGGACAAGAAGGCUGGUGUUAUUUCGGCCCACUCCUUGUACACUCUUCUCGAGAAGCUCUCACCAUCGUUUGCUGAAAGCUACGAGGCCUUCCAGAAGUUUGCUAAUCGCAAGGAUCCCCUCGCCACUUUCCAGAUCGGCAACACUGUGCCAUCCGCCCCAUGGCUCGUGCCAUCCACCUCCUCACCUUUGGUUGCUCACAUUGCCGACCCUACGAGAUCACAGGAGACCUUCCUCCUCGGUGGUGCCGAGAAUACCGACUCGCUCCGUGACUGGAACGAGGAGUUUCAAUCUGCCAGAGAAUUGCCCAAGGAUACCAUCCAGGACCGUGUCUUCAGAGAGCGACUUAUCGCAAAACUCCACGCUGAUUACAACGACGCUGCUGCUCGCGGCGCCGUUCUCGUUGCUCGUGGCGAGGUUGCUCCUCUCAACCCUACCGAGGGCCGGGAUGCGCAGAUUUUUGUCUACAACAACGUCUUCUUCUCGUUCGGAGCUGACGGCGUCGGCACCUUCACCAGCGAGGGCGGCGACGAGGCUGCCAAGGUUGCUACUGGCAAGGACGUUUUCGGUGUGAAGCUCGUGAAUCAGCUCGACAUUGACGGUCUUUACACUCCUGGCACCGUUGUCGUUGACUACCUUGGCAAGCGGAUUGUCGGUCAGAGCAUAGUACCUGGCAUCUUUAAGCAGCCCGAGCCUGGUGAGAACCAGAUUCACUACGGUGCUGUUGAUGGCAAGGAUGUCGUUGCUGCCGAUGAGGCCUUUGCCCCCGGCUUUGCGACGCUUGCUAGCUAUCUGCGGGUCAAGAAGCACGCCGUUUGGGACAAAGAGAACAAGCGCCAUGAUCUCGAAGCCAGUGUUGAGAUGAAGGGCCUUCUUGGAACCGACGGUCGCAAGUACGUCCUUGACUUGUACCGCAUCACCCCCUUGGAUAUCCAAUGGAUGGAGGAGGCCAGCCCCGAGGGUGCUGAGUACCCCCACCGCAUGACUGUCCUCCGUCCUGAGCUCGUUGAGUCCUUGAGCAAGCAGAAGGCCCGCGAGUAUCUCAGUGCUGAGGUCAGCAAGCGUGACUCUAAGAAGACCAAGGAGGUUAAGGAGGAGACCAAGGAGGAAGCCAAGGAGGAGGCCAAGGAGGAGGCCAAGGAGGAGGCCAAGGAGGAGACCAAGGAGGAGAUCAAGGAGGAGGAGGAGAAGAAGGAGAGAGAAGCCAAGGAGGAGGGUGCCGAGGAGGCCGAGGAGAAGAAGGAGGAGGAGAAGACUGAUAGGAUAGACAUGUCUGGCUUCAAGUUUGCCCUGAACCCCGAUGUCUUCAGCGGCCAGGUCCCCCAGACCGACGAGGAGAAGGAGGAGAUGGCCAAGGACGAGCAAGACGUCCGUGAUGCUUGCAAGUAUCUCACCGAAACCGUCAUCCCCACUCUCUUGCGCGACCUCAAGGAGUCAGAUAUCAGCUUCCCCAUGGAUGGUCGCUCUUUGAGCGCUCUCCUCCACCGCCGCGGUAUCAACAUGCGCUACCUUGGCAAAUUGGCCCAGAAGAGCGCUCCGGAGACGACCGACAAGGAGGAGAAGGUUGAUGGCGAUCGUCUCAAGUGCUUCCGCGAGGUCUGUGUGCGCGAGAUGAUCGCCAGAGCGUUCAAGCACAUCGCUGCCAAGUACCUCAAGAGCCUGCCCUUGUCGCUGACCUCGGCCUGCUUCGCCCACCUUUACAACUGCCUUCUCGGCUUUGGUCUCAACCCCAAGCCCGAGGCUGAGAUCGACGAGGCCUACCGCGCCCUUUUCAGCGAUGCUGAUCUUGCCUUUGAGAAGGUUACUCCUGAGAGUCUCAGGGAGGAGGUCCAGCACGAAGUGGCUCGCCGCUUCAGAUACACCCUGGCCGAGAACUGGUACACCGAGGCCAGGCCCGUGCAGCUGCUCCGUGAGACUGCCCUGAAGCUCGGUCUUCAGCUUCAGGCCUCCAAGUUCCACUUCACCCAGGCUGAGGCUGAUGCCGCCGCCGCUGCUGCUGCGCCGGCGCCUGCGCCAGUCCAGACUAACGGCCAAGCUGCCACUGAGUCUACCGGCAGCAAGAAGAAGAAGGGCAAGAAGGCUCGUGAUGCUUCCCCAUCCAGCAUUGUCUCGACCACGGUCCCGCACACCUUCAGCUCGGAUGACUUCGUCAACGUGGUGCCCCUCAUCAAGGACUCUUGCCCCAGGAGCGCCUUGGCCGAAGAGGCUCUCGAGGCUGGCCGUCUCUCUAUUUACCAAGGUCAAAAGAAGAUCGGCGAGGACCUCCUUCUUGAGUCCCUCUCUCUCCACGAGCAAAUCUAUGGCCUCGUCCAUCCCGAGGUUGCUCAGAUGUACCACACCCUUUCUCAGAUGUAUUUCAACCUAGACCAGAAGGAUGCGGCCGUCGAGCUUGCCAGAAAGGCUGUCAUUGUGAGCGAGCGGACGCUUGGCAUCGACUCGGCCGAGACGGUGUUGAACUACCUCAACUUGAGUCUCUUCCUCCACCAGCGUGGCGACAGCAAGAUUGCUCUCGUGUACGCCAGACACGCGCUUGACGUGUGGAAGUUGAUUUAUGGACCGGACCACCCAGACACCAUCACGACGAUCAACAACUACGCGGUGAUGCUGCAGAGCAUCAGGGCCUACACUGAGUCUCGCCGGUGGUUUGAGGAGUCUCUCCGGGUCUGCGAUCAGGUCUUUGGCAGAAACUCGAUCAACUCUGCCACUCUUCUUUUCCAACUCGCCCAGGCUCUUGCCCUCGACCAGGACGCGAAGGCUGCUGUUGACCGCAUGAAGGAAAGCUACAGCAUCUUCAAGGCCCUCUUGGGUGCGGACGACAAGAACACCAAGGAGGCCGAGCACUGGCUUACGCAGUUGACACACAAUGCUGUGUCCAUUGCCAGGCAGACAAAGGAACUUGCGGCCAAGAGAGCGCGUGCCGGCUACAAGUUCACCUCGAGCGGCGUCGGCGUGGGUUCGGUCACUGGUGCGCCCGCGCAGCUUCCUGGCGCCAGGGGAGCUGCUCCUAGUACCAAGGAUAGUCGUAACAUUGAUGAGCUUAUGAAGUACAUUGAGGGCGGUGACAAGAAGACCAAGGGCGGGAGCGGUGGUGGCAAGAAGCGCCCUGGUAAGGCCAACCCCAAGAGACGGGGUGGCGCUUCCGGCACUGCUUGA
Podospora anserina S mat+ is the source of this 3978-nucleotide messenger RNA. RefSeq lists its product as uncharacterized. Gene Ontology annotation, molecular function: mRNA binding; protein binding. Gene Ontology annotation, biological process: intracellular distribution of mitochondria. Bases 1 to 3978 code for a protein of 1325 amino acids. Gene Ontology annotation, cellular component: cytoplasm. NCBI's taxonomy places the organism in Eukaryota, Fungi, Ascomycota, Sordariomycetes, Sordariales, Podosporaceae. The transcript is spliced from 4 exons. The record is from RefSeq and is a predicted model, not a curated record.